This is a messenger RNA of Eriocheir sinensis (Chinese mitten crab), 4557 nucleotides long. RefSeq lists its product as uncharacterized. Gene Ontology annotation, cellular component: membrane; neuron projection; synapse. The transcript has 3 exons. Lineage: Eukaryota; Metazoa; Arthropoda; Malacostraca; Decapoda; Varunidae. The record is from RefSeq and is a predicted model, not a curated record. Gene Ontology annotation, biological process: chemical synaptic transmission; nervous system process; regulation of membrane potential. The coding region runs from base 1273 to 3900 and encodes 875 amino acids. Gene Ontology annotation, molecular function: protein binding; transmembrane signaling receptor activity; extracellular ligand-gated monoatomic ion channel activity.
UCCUGACUCAUCCUGGUGCCCCUCUUCAAUAUUAUCAACUUCGGUAUUUCACCUUCAAUGUCGUAUGAAAAAUAGAAAAAAGAGCAAACGACUGGCCAAAUAAUGGAGUUCUACAGGUUGUUCUAGUUACCAUUCAAGUUCAUUUAUUAAACAUCACGACAGAGUUAAUUAUUUUUAAGAUAAAUUUUUUGGGUACCCACAUGAACCCCCUCGAUAAUACUUGUGUGCACUGAGACACUACUUUAAAACAUCUGCUUUAUAGGCUCUCAAGAUUAUGGAAAUGAAAGCCUGGCAGUUGAAACCACUCUAACCAAAAAGUAAUGAAAACUUAGAGAGGGACAUCGUGGGCCAGACACUACGAGUUAGUUCAGUAGCUGGACGCGAGUCACUCAUUCGGAAGAGGAUCAUGGAAAAGGUUGAAUCCGACGCAAAUAUUAAGAUUAGAAACAAAUAAUUGAUUCGUUUGAUAAAUGAGCGGGUAACGAGUGCAGUAUUUUGUAGUCCUGUCUUGUUAAUAAAGAUGAACAGUGCAUACAACUGAUGAGCCUGCAGGAGUGAGAGAACUGGUGACAAUGGCUGAUGCUAUAAUAAUGAAAAUGGUAACAAACUCUAUACGCCUUCAUGGUGCAAUGGUUAGCAGGCCUGGCUGCGAAUGCGCUUGUCCGGGUUUGAUAUCGGCCCGGGGCAGUCGGACUCCAGCUUAUCCAGCUGUGCAACCUUCGUUUCGGGCUGGUCAAAAACAGGGUACUUGGAAACCAGGGGAAGGUAAACUGGUAACUAGGACACAAUGGCCCUGCGUCUAGGAAGUAGUGAGCUCUUCCUUACCGCAGGCUCAAGGGACAAUGAAACAAAUAUGAACGCCAAGAUCACACGCAUCUCAACGAAUGCUUUUAACAAACUUUACGAGCCUUCAUUCCUCACAGCUGUUUAAGCUUUGCUGCAACCCUGGGGCUACUUCUGCAGGCUGUUAACUCUCUCCGACUCGAAGGCGGACAUAAAAUAGUCAUACAGCAAUCAAGUCCCAACGGAGUGGAUGCAGGGUCCGUUGAGAUAUAUCCGAUAUCGGAUCAGCGUCACGUCACAGGUGGACGUUUGCACCAGGCAGGCCGGCGGGCGUUGGCGACUGCCUCACACUCGACAUUCGGAAAGGAGACUCGACGCUUGUCGUUCAGGCUUCCUCCAAGAGUUCAAGAACGGAGUCUGGUCGUUAAUGAACCAGCAUUAUACCAUUUAAAACCUUCCCUGGAUACGUGUCUAUGAAGAGCGGAAGAUAUGUUUCAUAAAGGCAUCAAGAUAGUCGUCGAUAACAGAUGGGGAAUAGUACUGCUUCUGUUGCUGUUACUGAUGGUGAACAGCCAAGGGGAGGAUGACAACAUUCAAGUGCUGGAGUUUCAGAAGGACGGCGUGGCCAGCUGGUGGACUGUGGCGGAAUACAAAGUCAAUUUGGAUAGAAGACGGAGGAUGAAAUCUGUAACCCUGUGUGGACGCUUCAAGCUCUACUUCCUGCACUCGCGGAGCACCUUCUUCCAGCUCUUCGACCGCCCGCAGAGCAUCGACGCUCAGCUCAAGGGCGAACUCUGGCUGGACCGCGUCAGGCCCGUGCUCGCGCAGCGCUGGAACUUUCACCCCCUGGAGGUCAAGCUCCGCACCUACAGAUGGUACCACAUUUGCUUCACGUACAACCACACGGACCACAAAUACCACACCUACAUUGACGGGGAGCUGGUCUACGAGAUGACCUACGACGUGGGGCGGUCCAUCUACGGCGACUACGCGCGUUUGGGCCAGAGUGAGGAGCUGAUGGAGAGCUUCAGCGGCGCCCUCUCGCAGGUGAACGUGUGGGACUACCCGCUGCAGCAGGACACUGUGCAGGAGAUGGCGUCGUGCAGGGCGGACCUUCAGGGCAACUACGUCUCGUGGGAGGUCGGUUGGUGGCUUUCCAACAUCACCGAGUACCACGUUCCUCUCUCACAUUUCUGCAACAACACCCGCGACACCGUCUACUUCUGGUUCCCGGACAGACCAAGACAGUUUGCGUUCUACAUCUGCGAGGCGUUAGGCACACACCUGCCCCUACCCAAGACAAUGGAUGAAGUCUAUUUCUGGUUCAACCUCUCUGCCAAGACCUGGCCGGACGAACCUGUUAUCUGCAGGGAUAAUUUCUGGACCUCUCUCAUCGACAUUGAAGAAGAAGGUAAAUGGGUUACCCAUUAUGACAAAGCUCUAGCACCUCAUAUCGGCUGGAAAGAUGGAGAACCGAACGGAAUAUUUUAUGAGAACUGCGCUAAAAUUGAGCCGAUCGGUGUGGCAGAUAUCGACUGCGUUACGAACAUCAGGUGCUCGAUCUGCGAGUUCAAACAGCUGCAAAUCUUUUCGUUUCUCGGCACGUGUGAGUUGGAACUCCGCAACAUCAACUUCAUCGCCUACCAGGAGGAGAUAGGAGGCCUCCUCUUCAAGGGCUACGGCGAAUACCACAUAAGGAAAGAAGGAGACGAAUGGCUAUGGGUCAACGUGGUGAAAAAUAAGACGCUGGCCAGGCUGGAUCCCAACGCACCAAUGGGCAUGCCGAUGGGCCGCCGUCUCUGGCACCUUGAGGCGAAACUUAAGGUUUGCAAUCAGAUGGGUGGCUCACGCGUGCUGGCCUUGACCCCUUGUGAGGACGGCAGCUACACUUGUAACGACGCCACUUGCAUCCCUCUUGAGAACCGCUGCGACCUAAAAUACGACUGUCAGGACCACAGUGACGAAGAGGACUGCGACCUCAUCACCAAGCCGGCGAACUAUAAACUAGACCUUCCCCCAAGACCAAACAGUAUAGCCGAGUCCACCAGUCUGCCCGUCGCUCUCCACAUUACCAUAGAAACAGCAUCCAUCGAGACGACUAAGAUGACGAUGCAGCUGACCUACGAGCUGAAGAUGCUCUGGUACGACAACCGCCUCACCUUCCUCAAUCUGAAGACCAACGACAGCCUCAACAAGGUGACGCACAGCAGCAUGGUUACUCUCUGGACGCCCAUUGUCGGCUUCAUCAAUACUGGCACCCACGAACACACUGUGGUGGACAUGGAAACCUCCCUCCACCUGCAGCAGCUUCGUUACUCCAAAAUGAGAGACGGAGGCGCCCCCGGGGAGGUGAUUCUCUAUCCUGGCGAGGACAACCAACUCGUGUUAUCCAGGAAGUAUAACACAAUAUUCGUGUGUGACUUUGACCUGACGCUAUACCCGUUCGACUCUCAGCACUGUGAUAUGCACCUACGAAUGCUUGCAGCCUCCAGGAACUACCUCGCUUUCAACCAAAAUGCCACCAAUGCUGUGUACGUCGGGAGCACACUCCUGCUAGAGUACCGCUUGGGGCAACCCACGCUGCUCUAUGACAACAAAGGGGAGUUUAGCGAGGCCAAGGUACGCAUUCCUCUGCAGCGGCGCGCCGGUUACGCCAUCCUCAACAUUUACACUCCCUCCCUCAUCCUCCUGAUCAUCUGCUACGUCAGCCUCUUCUUCCGUCCUCAUAUCUUCGAGGUCCGGGUGAUGACAACACUCACGGCGCUCCUCGUCAUGGCGACGCUCUUCACACAAGUGUCUGCCUCCCUGCCAAAGACAUCCUACUUCAAAAUGGUGGACCUCUGGCUUCUCUUCUGCAUCGUCAUGAGUUUCUUGAUAAUCAUUUUCCACACAAUCAUUGACAAUACUCUUGGGGACAAAAUUAGCGGAGCGGCCGAAGACUCGUCCGUGACUAAAGUAAAGCCUUUCGCCUCGGCCCCCAGCACUCCGACGCCGAUCCUCAGGUCUUACAAGAUGAUCAACACCACUACCGCAGGCUACAUUAAUAUUGCCAGGUACUCCAUAUGCAUCCUUUUCAUCAUUUUUAACCUGAUCUAUUGGAGUUACAUCUUUGGGUAGGAGCGAGUUGACCGAAGAAAUGCUGGCAAAGAUUUUAGACGGAUCUUUACAUCUAAAUUGCAACCCUCACAGGAAUUCUACCUCUUGAGUGUAGCCUAGGAAGGGAGGCCGUCCUCGAGGUUCAAAAGCGUAACAAGUAUACAUGAACUGUUCUGGCUAAGCUGUUUAUUAUACUGGGCCUCAGUUGCUGCACCUCGCAUUCCCAAAGAAAAGUAGGAAAGGGUUCAAUGAGUCUCUUCCUCUGCUUUGAAAUCCGUUAUCUUUGUCUUUAGUUUCAUAGGUCACCAUAUGAAGUUUAUGCUCAAUGCUGCACUUAGUCGACAUAAUUUAUUUGAUGAACUUCCCUUUUGUUCAUCCUCUUUAGGAAUUUAAGUUCAUGAGUUGUCCAUGAUGUGUGUGUGUGAAUCUAUUGAUUUUGCAAAGUACCAUGAGUUUCAGUUUCCCUCCUAAUUAUUUUUUUAUACAUUCAAAAUAAAAAAAUAAUGUAUAUAAAUAAUUCAUGUAAAAAUAAAAUAAGUAGACCAAUCGUUGAGAACAAGAAACAAUAAAACCCAACCGUCAAUACAACUUCGGGAGGUCGAGGUGGAUCCCCGUAGAGGCUAAAGCCAUAUAUAUGUACUCACCUGCCACUUCUCUUAGCGUCCCUGAAGCAGAGCA